AUGACUAUUGACUAUACGGCUAGAAAACUUUUCGAUAAGUUCAACAUCGAUACAAAACAGUGGUCAUAUUCACGUUUAACUGUUGCAGUACUAGCACAUGAAUCUCUUGGUGUUGGAUUGUUGGUUGGAUUCUGGGUGAUAUGUUAUAAAAAGCAGCCACUGAAGUAUCUCACCUUACUUACCCCUGUAAGCAUUCAAGUAUUUACUCAAAGAUUAAAUUGGUCAGCACGAAGACUUCGUCGACUACCGUGGCUCCUUUCUUCACGAACAGAUCCUAACCGGAUCCUUAUCAGUGGAGCAGAGAGCUACGUCAUUCGCAAAUUACUAUCACCUUUUACUAUCCCUGCGAAGAUAUAUCUGGCAGUUGUGGUUUCCAGAUUUCUGUGUUGA
Molecule: messenger RNA, 390 nt
Organism: Heterobilharzia americana
Lineage: Eukaryota; Metazoa; Platyhelminthes; Trematoda; Strigeidida; Schistosomatidae
Source: the annotation of a GenBank genome assembly